Messenger RNA from Meloidogyne enterolobii, 1350 nucleotides. The record is from the annotation of a GenBank genome assembly. NCBI's taxonomy places the organism in Eukaryota, Metazoa, Nematoda, Chromadorea, Rhabditida, Meloidogynidae.
AUGGAGUGUGGUCCUAACGAGCCGACAUUAUUUAAUUUUGAAAAUAAUUCUACAAGACAAUUUAUUCAUUCACUUGUCUUAUUUCAAAAAGCAUAUGCACCAAUUCAUGGAAGAAUUUGUGUAUUUUUGUGUCUUUUUGGUGUAAUAACAAAUUUAAUUCAUUGUGUAGUUCUUACUAGACCACAAAUGAGGCAAUCAGCAGUUAAUUCUAUUAUGACGGCAGUAGCUUUGUGUGAUUUAGGUACAAUGGGCUCUUAUUUAAUUUAUAUUUGGCAUUUUGUGCUUGGAGGGAAUUUAUGUUCAAAUACCCAAACACAUAUUUGGAUGUAUUAUUUAUUAUUACAUAUAUUCCUUUCAAUUGUAUUACAUACAGCAACACUUUGGUUAGCUGUUUUAAUGGCAUUUUUAAGAAGAAUGACUUUACAUAGAAAUACACUUUAUAGUAAAUGGCAAAGAGUAGCCUUAGCUAGACGUGCAUCUUUAACUGUUAUAUUUAUUAUUUUAUUACUUUGUAUUCCAUCAUUAGCAGUUCAUCAAGUAAUUAAAUACCCCCACGCUAAUUGGCAUCCCUCUUUAUUGUGCCCAAAAAUUAUUUCUGGAAUUUUGUCAAAAAAUCAUAGCGAACCAAUUUUUACAAUUAUAAUAAGAAAUACAGCAAUGGCUAAUGGAUGUUGGCUUUUUAAAGCUAAUUUAUGGCUUACUGGGAUUUGCUUUAAGGUAAUUCCUUGCCUUUUACUUCUAAUUCUCAGCGCCAGUCUUUUACAAAGACUUAAACAAGCAGAGAAAAAGCGUUGUCAACUUUUAUUAAAACAAUUAAGUGAUUCACCUAAAAAUGAUGGAAGAAAUUCUGUUGAUAAUUUAAAACAACGUCAAAAUGGAGGAAUUAAAAAAAUGCAUGCUGACAGAACAACAGGCCUUCUAUUAGCAAUUCUUUGUGUUUUUCUUUUAACAGAAUUACCUCAAGGCCUUAUAGCAAUACUUAACGCAAUAUAUACUGCAGAUGUCCACAGAUUUAUUUAUUUAACUUUGGGGGAUGUUUUGGAUUUACUUUCUUUAAUUAAUUCUUCUGUUAAUUUUGUUUUGUAUUGUUUAAUGUCUUCACGUUAUAGACAAACUUUUUGUUCCCUCUUUCUUCCAAUUAAAAUUUGUGGACGAUCAACUCCAACACUUCGAUUACAAAGAGUUGGAAGCCAACAAAGCCAUUUAAGUAUGCGUGAUUGGAAAGAAAGACAACAAAAACAAAGGAGAGGGUCUAACUUUCCAAAAUAUUUAGGGGAAAAAAUUAGAGAAGAUUCGAAUGAUGAAAAUAAACACCAAACAAAUUUACUCACUCCAAAUGCGGGUUUUUAA